Messenger RNA from Trypanosoma grayi, 3552 nucleotides. RefSeq lists its product as hypothetical. The record is from RefSeq and is a predicted model, not a curated record. The transcript has a single exon. Lineage: Eukaryota; Euglenozoa; Kinetoplastea; Trypanosomatida; Trypanosomatidae. Bases 1 to 3552 code for a protein of 1183 amino acids.
AUGCAGAAAUCAUCGAAACCGAAUAACACACCCCAUCCGACACGGCGGAGCGUAGCCAAUGGAGGUGAGAUUAGCCCCCCAGGGAAUUCACCGCUCAAGCCACAAUUACUCACAACUCCGGUCGAGGAUGGUCUGGAUGUCAGGGCAAAGAACGGUUCCCGCGUUGCUGUCACUGCCAAAUGGGAGAUGCACCACCACGGCUCACGCCACCACUCAGAGGCACGGCAGCAUAAUCCCUCAGCAACCUGGAGGGACGUGCAGACUCGCACGUAUUUGUCCGAAAGCCCUUUGCCUGUCGAGGUAGUGCCUCCAAAGCGGUCAUUGAUGUGUGCUCAAUCAGACGGUUACAGUCGACCAUCGGUGGAACCGUUACGUGAACGCAGCUUCAACGGAUGCCGGAGCAUGCCGAGCGAUUCGUUGCCCCACAAAGGCACCGACCAGCAAACCCACCCGCCUCCAUUGACAAAACGGGAGUCCUCCACCACGAUGGAGGAGGAGGAGGAAGAGGUAGAAGAAAAGAGCAGGUCCCCCGAUCCACCUUCACACACGAAAAGAAGCAGACCGCGGGAAAGAAGAACGGCUCAGCAUAUGAAGAUGCAUUUGUGCAACGACAACAAACCGAUUUUGUGUGAGUGUCACAGGGUGAGCACCGUGUCUGAGGAGGAGAUAGCGAAUUCACCGGCACACAGCAGCCAAAGGAAUAUGAGGAAUAACAAGAGGCAACCUCAUAUGGUGAAAAGUGGUUGCGAUGCGAUGGAGCCACCACUGUUGUUAUGUACGGAGCCGGAGUGCCAGAUUCUGCAAGGCCAAGAAGAACCUCACGCUUCUCCAAUGGAAGGCGCUUGUACAAAAAAAAAAGACGUGUCAGCAAUGCCACCGCUGCCGCGUGAUAAUGUUUUUUUGGACUCUCCAGCUGAACCCUCAGCGCCAUGUGAACCUACUUCUCCAGGAGAAAACAAAAAAACUGAGUCCAAAGGGUGGAAUAAUCAGCAAAAACAGGCUGCCACACUUCCCUGUAUUGACAGCCUACAACGACUCUGGCAGGUCGGCGGUUGUGACACUUCAUCUUCAAUUAAUACUCCAUUGGAUCGCCACCGCCAAUGCACCUGCAGAUUCACACCAGAGGUGAGCCCUGCACUUUGUCGUCUUGUAGAUGAACGUGUCGUUGCAUCUCUCGCACAGAACAUUGAGAAGAUGAUGCAGUAUCGGCGGGCACAGCUGCAUUGUCUGGCAAAAUAUCUCACUGAAGCCAUCAGUCAAGUAGCAUGGAGUAAGGGUGUAAGGUAUGGUGAUAUACGUUUUUUCGUAUUUGGAAGUGUUGCGACGUGCACCGUGUUACCAGACGGCGACAACGACAUGACGAUUGAUGUCUGUGGACUUCUGAAUCCCACCAAGGUCCCAGGACAAGUAGACUCCACCGCUGAAUCCGGUGAUCGUGCAACAGCAAGCAGCUGCAGUAGUAGUUCUAGUGCUAUUUCGUCAUCUCAGGCCGCAACUGUCGCGUGUUGUGAGCUUCUUUCGAGUGUAUCAGAGUACCUUAGGCAGCACAACACAUCUGUCUACGUUGACGCACUCGUACUAGCCGAGGUGCAGGUUUUGAAGUUGGUUAUGGAGGGGAGUAGCUAUGAUAUUACAGUGAGUCAAUUGGGUGGCGUUGACUGUGUUCGCUUCUUGCAUGAGAUGGAUAUGAUGAUUGGGUGUCGGCAUCUUCUUAAGCGCACCCUGUUGCUACUGAAGGCAUGGUGCUGCUACGAGGCUCACGUACUCAGCGGGCAGGGCGGAUACAUAUCUUCCUACGCAGCGUCCGUCAUGCUUAUUGCAAUGAUGAACACUGUGGAGUUUCUCGAGGAUGUUGAACUAGAGAAUAUGAAUGAUAAAGAGAAAGAAGGGCAAAAGAAUCAGGAUACUGAGGGUGAACAACUUGAGUGGCACCAACGAGGCACUAUCAAGGAGAUCUCACCACUCCAACUUCUCGCGCGGUUUCUAAAGUUUUUCGCUUACUUUGACUUUGAACAUUACUGUGUGACAGUGUUCGGCCCUUUGCCGUGUACAAGCAUCAACGGCACCUCACUGGACCUCAGCCACCUGGAGGUCCCAGCGGCCCGCAAAGAAAAACUCAAUAAAGUACCGGAAACGUCGGAUGUGAACCAAAAGAAUGAUCUUGAGCUGAUGGUUGACGUGAAUGUAUUGGGUCUCACUAAAGAGGGGCAGGCGGCGCUUGGGCAUUGCAUCCGGCGUCGCGCCAAACCACUGGUGACGGUCAGUGGAGUGAAGCACAUGCUGCAGGAGGAGUACGUGCGGCGUCAACGCGGGCGCGAGGGCCAGGAUGAGUUGAAUCCCCAGGCUGAUAGGGCGUCCCUAUGUGGAAAUGCCUCGGAGGCAGAACGGUUGCGCAUUAACCGACGUGGGUGUGUAGAGGAAGACGAGAAUUUGUUGUGCACCACGUGUAACACCAGCAGUUUCCCUCUCCGUACGAUGAACGUCAUGGACCCGUUGCGAUGGAGUGCCAGUGUUUGCCGUGGGGUGUGUCGCAACCAUCUACAGCGCAUUCGUCGUGCCUUCAAAGAAGGGCUCACCUUGUUUGAGAUGGCCUCUGCAAAGCUCAGCGACGUAUCGCCUCCCUCCCUAUCUCCCGUGAGCAGUGGGCGCAGUGAUGUCGGUUUUGAUAGUUCGGCGAGCACAUAUCAAACCGGUGAAAGCGCCACAGAUUCUGUAGACGUGGUGGCAAUGGGAAGCAGUUGCCUCGACCCAAUCAAAGAAAGUAUUCUACUGGACCUUUUUGGGCAGACGUUGGCUAUGCUACAAAAACAUUUCCCAAAGUAUGCUUGGUCAAAUCCCCAUGCUCAACAAAUGCAGUGUCAGCAGUGCACGCGACCCUCAGUCUUUUGUGUACCGGACGCGCGGCAAGUGUGUGGGGCGCAGUUUGUAUUUGAACGACAGGACGACGCUGUCAGCUGCAGGGAUGAUCGUGAUGACGGACGAUCACGAGAGCCUCCCCUCUUUGAAGGCGCAUGCAAUUCAUCCCUUGCAGCUGCAUCCAUGCAACAACAACAACGUCAAAUCAAUCCAUUGGCAUGUGCAUCCUCCCUGGCACCUCCCCCACUACUUGUGUCGACUCCUUCCACUUCCACCCACCCCGAUUCACCGGCACAAGCCGCGAAUGGUGUGAUAAGUGGGAGUUGGUCAGUGCCUGGGACUCAUGUCAACGGCGAUCCCUCCUUAACUUCAGUCAGCAUACGGCACCACCUCGCGCGUGGGGCGCCGCUGGUGAGGACCUGCAUCAAGGGGACAGGGACGCUGGUAGGGCAACGCGCCCCCGCUGCCACUGCCAACGCUCUCACGGCCACCGGUGGCUUACUAUACUCUACUGAGCCAGUUUCCAUUUCGUAUUAUCCAGGCCGCUCAACCACGGUAACAAGGGUGGCAAAAUGCAAACCAUCCGUAAAGCAAGCAGGGAUGGAAAAGGCACCGAUGAACUUUGCACCGUCUUCAACGUCAACAGAUACAAUAUUGCCGUGUUCCGCGGCACCCCAGCGGUAUCGAGGCAAUUGA